Messenger RNA from Coregonus sp. 'balchen', 6089 nucleotides. NCBI's taxonomy places the organism in Eukaryota, Metazoa, Chordata, Actinopteri, Salmoniformes, Salmonidae. The record is from the annotation of a GenBank genome assembly.
AUUUGACUCAGUGAUCUCACUUAGUAGAAUUCAAAACACUAGUUAGCUUAUGAUGAAUUGAUGCCAAUAGCUACCUUCAGUGUAAUUUUACACAUGACAUGUACCACUCACUCAGGUGUAAACAGCUCAUGGUUGACACUGAGAAAAGAGCAGUGGGAUGUGGUGCCACAUCCACCAUAGACCUCAGCGGAAAGAACAAAGAGAAUGAGAAGAAAAAGAGGUCUCGUGUGAAACAGGUGAUGGCAGAUGUGAAGAAACAGGUGGACUUCUGGUUCGGGGAUGUCAACCUUCACAAGGACCGGUUUCUGAGACAACUCAUUGAGGAGUCACGAGAUGGAUGUAAGUCAUUGCAAUAAGCAGCACUGGUGUAGUAGCUGGCUAGUUUACUUUCCCUGUAAGUUCCUUUCAUUUGAAGCGAGUUGAGCUGCUACUGUCAACAGUGGUUUUAUUUUCUACAGAUGUUGACAUAUCAGUGUUGACGUCCUUCAACCGAAUGAAAAAUCUGACAACUGAUUGCAAGUUGAUUGCUAGAGCGCUGAAAAAUGCAUCUGUCGUUGAGGUAAAGUACUACUGUAUAUAUUCAGUUUUUCAGUUGCAUGCUGGUUGGAGUUUUGUAUCGAAUCCAUAGAUUUAUGGUGUUCACUGUGACCUGUUUUGGUCCUUUAGGUCAACCUAGAGGGAACUAAAGUGCGACGGCAGCGUCCAAUAGGAGAGGAUCCAAAAGAUGUAGACAAGCGAACAGUCUAUGUGGUAAAUACCAGUUACAUUCAUGUUUGUCAAUUCAUGACGUGGUCCUUUGGUUAUUAUAAAAUACAGCUUCCCCCCAGGAACUUCUGCCCAAGAAAGUAACCCACGACUGGCUAGAGCGAGUGUUCACCAAAUGUGGAAAUGUGGUUUACGUCAGCGUGCCAAGAUACAAAACCACGGGCCACUCCAAAGGGUUUGCCUUCGUUGAGUUUGAGACAGAAGAGGAAGCACAGAAAGCCAUAGAGGUGAGAUAUCAUAAAGAUUUCUCUGUAAUUCAUUUCAUGAUUGAAUUGAUGUGUUCUAUCUAGUAACAAACUGGUAGAGAACUAACCAUGUUCUCCUUGUCCAGAUGCUAAACAACCCUCCAGAGGACGCCCGCAGGAAGCCUGGCAUCUUUCCCAAGACCAAGAACAGGAAGCCUAUCCCUGAUCCACCCUCCCUGAACACCACACAAGGUGGGUAUUGGGAAAAAUGUAGCAUCACUGGUUAACUCCAGAGUGACUACACACAAUAAGAACAAAUGCGUAUGUUGGCCACUUUUGAGUAAAGUGGCAACGCUUUAAGUGUCAAGUUAACACCCUUUACCAUCUGUGAAUCUACUGUGUGUGUGUGUGUGUGUGUGUGUGUGUGUGUGUGUGUGUGUGUGUGUGUGUGUCUUUGCAGACAAGGAAGAGGAGGAGGAGAAGAAGAAGAGGAAGAAGAAGAAGUCCAGGGGGAGCGCCAAAGAGGACGCCCUGUCACAGACGGAGACGACAGUGGGCGGGGGCAAACAGGAAAUAGAAUCUGAGUCUAAACCCUCUGACAGGAAGAGGAAACACACGGCCGAGGGUGCAGAGGGCGUAGUACCUGCGGAGGGCACAAGGAAGCCCCCAUCCAAAAAGCUAGAGAAGAAGAGACGGCGGUCCCAGACAGGGGAGAGCUCAGAGAGUGACGCCCAGGGAGACAUGCCAUCCAAGCUGAGGAAGACGAGUGAGGGGAAGGAUGACAAGGUGAAGGAGAGCGAUGGGAAAGGUAAGGCCCUUCAUUAUAUUGAACCCGCAUCACAUUGCUUGUAGGGCUGGGAAUUACCAGGUACCUCACGAUACAAUAUCACGAUACUUAGGUGCCGAUUCUAUAUGUAUUGUGAUUCAAUACUGUGAUUUUAUUGCGAUGUUCCAAACAUAUUGCUCACCAUAUGUCUGCUGCAGAGAGACAAGAGAGCCAUGAGAAUGAGUUUUGAUCAGUCAUGGAAAUAAAAGUGAUGAAAACAAAUUGGCUCCCUAUUUAAAACGAUGGAGAACAAGCUGUGAAGGAGUUUUGGUGCAACUAGCACAAAAAUAAUAUUGUGAUAUUGUCAAAACGAUACAAUAUAUCGUGAAACAAUAUCCCGAUAUGUAACUAUUGACCCCCACCACCACCAUCACUAAUUGCUUGUGAACAGAUAAAAUCACACAAAAUGGUUUUGCAUACAAGAAAAUACUGGGUAGACUCCUCUCAUUCACAGGUAGAUGCUCCUAGUUCAGAAUCACACGUGGGCAGGUUUGACUAAAUCCUGCUCUAAGGAUGGUCUCCCGGUCUGACACUAUAGUGAGAUGGUCAGCAGUGACAAAUUAAGCCUAAUAAUAAUCUUGUGUUCUUCAGACCUGCCUGUCAAGGCUAAGGAGGAGAAAGAGGAAGAGGAGGAGAAGAUGGACGACUCCCUGCUAAAAGCCAAGAGGAAAAGGAAGAAGAAGCACAAGGAGAGGGUGAAGAUCGGGGAAGAGGUUAUUCCUCUCCGGGUUCUCUCCAAGUAAGAACUAUCAUGCAUCUUUAUCACUACUAGCUUACUCUUAGUCAAUCAGACCAACAGCAUUGACAUAAUCCCUAAAUAACUUAGUCUAAAGCAUAGCAUCUUUAUUGAACAAUCCAAUACCCUAGUGUUAGACAAGAUAUUAUUUAGAAUGAAGAGCUUGCUCUUUCUUUUGUUCUCUCUCUCCUUUCUCUACCUCUCCCUCUCCAUCCUCUCCUUCUGGCUCUGGAUGGAAGGAAAGACUGGCUGAAGCUGAAGCAGGAGUAUCUGACCCUGCAGAAGAGGAGCAUGGGAGCUCUGAAGACGUGCUUGACCAAGUUCCACCACAAGGGGGCAGGAGGGGAAGAUGGAGAUGGACACCAGUCUGCAACAGACAUGUAAGUACCUAUACUGAACAAAAAUAUAAACGCAACAUGUAAAGUGUUGGUCCCAACAUACAUGACGUUUCAUGAACUGAAAUAAAAGAUCCCAGAAAUGUUCCAUGCGCACAAAAAGCUUAUUUCUCUCAAAUUGUGCACAAAUUUGUUUACAUCCCUGUUAGUGAGCAUUUCUUCUUUGCCAAGAUAAUCCAUCCACCUGACAGGUGUGGCAUAUCAAGCAGCUGAUUAAAGAUCAUGAUCAUUACACAGGUGCACCUUGUGCUGGGGACAAUAAAAGGCAACUCUAAAAUGUGCAGGUUUGUCACACAACACUAAGCCACAGAUGUCUCAAGUUUUGAGGGAGCGUGCAAUUGGCAUGGGGAUGCAGGAAUGUCCACCAGAGCUGUUGCCAGAGAAUGUAAUGUUAAUUUCUCUACCAUAAGCCGCCUCCAAUGUAGUUUUAGAGAAUUUGGCAGUAUGUCCAACCGGCCUCACAACCGCAGACCACACAAGCCCAGGACCUCCACAUCUGGCUUCUUCACCUGCAGGAUCGUCUGAGACCAGCCACCCAGACAGCUGAUGAAACUGUGGGUUUGCACAACCAAAUUAUUUCUGCACUAAUUGUCAGAAACUGUCUCAGGGAAGCUCAUCUGCGUGCUCGUUGUCCUCACCAGGGUCUUGAACUGACUGCAGUUUGGCGUUGUAACCGACUUCAGUGUACAAAUGCUCACCUUCGAUGGCCACUGGCACGCUGGAGAAGUGUGCUUUUCACAGAUGAAUCCCAGUUUCAACUGUACCGAACAGAUGGCAGACCAUGUGUAUGGCGUCGUGUGGGCGAGCGAUUUGCUGAUGUCAAUGUUGUGAACAGAGUGCCCCAUGGUAGCAGUGGGGUUUUGGUAUGAGCAGGCAUAAGCUACGGACAAUGAACAUGAUUGCAUUUUAUCGAUGGCAAUUUAAAUGCACAGAGAUACCGUGCCAUUCAUCCGCCGCCAUCACCUCAUGUUUCAUCAUGAUAAUGCAUGGCCCCAUUUCGCAAGGAUCUGUACACAAUUCCUGGAAGCUGAAAAUGUCCCAGUUCUUCCAUGGCCUACAUACUCACCAGACAUGUCACCAAUUGAGCAUGUUUGGGAAGCUCUGGAUCGACUUGUACGACAGUGUGCUCCAGUUUCCGCCAAUAUCCAGCAACUUCACACAGCCAUUGAAGAGGAGUGGGACACCAUUCCACAGGCCAGAAUCAACAGCCUGAUCAACUCUAUGCGAAGGAGAUGCAUGAGGCAAAUGGUGGUCACACCAGAUACUGACUGUUUUCUGAUCCACGCCCCUACUUUUUUGUUUAAAGGUAUCUAUGACCAACAGAUGUAUAUCUGUAUUCCCAGUCAUGUGAAAUCCAUAGAUUAGGGCCUAAUGAAUUUAUUUCAAUUGACUGAUUUCCUUAUAAAAAUGUUGAGACUGUUGCAUGUUGCGUUUAUAUUUUUGUUCAGUGUAGUUAUUGCCUAAUAUUUACCCACUACUUACCUAUCUGUCAGUAGUACAACUUCUGCAUAAUUAAAUCCCUUAGUACUCUUAUAAACACCCCAAAUAUUGAACAUAUCGAGUCAAAUGUUAGUUUACUGUCCACAUAUUACAUUAGAAUAAAUGCGGAAAAUCUUUUGAAACUGGUUCCCAUUAAAUUGACAAUUUCUGAACACAAUAUUAUGUCUUCAUGUAUUUCUGUCUCUCUUUUUUUCCACAGCUGAGGAGCGUAAAUCAGGUGAAAAGGAGACUCCCCCCGGGCCUCAGUUUGAGAGUGGCUGCAUCGUCAAGAUCACACACACCAAACCCUUACCUGGGAGAAAAGUCAUCAAGGUAGAGAUGUGCUUUUAACUCUUCUUUUACCAUGUAAAAAUGAUUAGAGCCAUGUGUUCUUCUAACCAAAAAUGUGUGUGCACAUGUGUGUGUCUAGGAUGCUCUCUCAGAGGUUUCCCCAGUGGUGUAUGUGGACACCCUUGAGGGUGACGUCCGCUUCAAGAGUCCAGUAGAGGCCAAGGCCAUCAUUGACGCUCGCACCGACCUGCAGAACAAACACAGCUGGCAGCUAGAGAUCCUCUCUGGUAUGCUGACUCUCCCAUUACUUCUCAGUGGUUCCUCAAGGGCCCUGUUCAAAUCAUCUUUCAUUGCAUCCUUCCUUCCUCCCUAUCUUGAGGUAAUCGCUGACAUGACUAGUGACAGCAACACAGAGGUAGCCUUGCUCAUAUUAGAUCAGUGAUUUCUUCAAGGAUGGGAGGAAGGAGGGAUGUAUUUGGGAGAAUUCAAACAGGGCCUUAAACAAUUUACUACAUCUGAACAGAGGCAAUGGAGAUGUAAGAUAAUGGUCAAUUAACAGUUGGGGGUUCUCUGUAGCUCAGUUGGUAGAGUAUGGCACUUGCAACGGCAGGAUAAUGGGUUCGAUUCCCGGGACCACCCGUAUGUAAAAUGUAUGCACGCAUGACUAAGUCGGUUUGGAUAAAAGUGUCUGCUAAAUGGCUAUUAUUAUUAUUAUUAUUAUUAUUAUUAUGAUAUAUUAACAGUUGUUUUUCAAUUCCUCUUACAGCGUCAUCAUUAGAGGAUCAAGAAAGCAUAUUCAUGAAUGAAUGUCUUUUACCAAAAGAUGUUUGAUUAAUUUGGCUUCAUUUGCUCAUUAAGAGAAAAAUGUGGCUGAAUUAUGUCACAAUUGCUCAUUUGUUCAUUAAUUUGUACUUUUAGGCGACCAUGAACAAAGGUACUGGCAGAAGAUCCUGGUGGACCGCCAAGCUAAGCUGAACCGACCCAGAGACAAGAAACGGGGCACAGAGAAAGUAGGCUUCCCCUCCAUUUUAAUUUUCUAUGGAUUAUUUACUAGGAUCUCUAGCAGCACCCAACCAUUUUAAUUAGGGAGAAAAAAAACACAUUAUGAGCAUGUUGUUCACUCAUUUUAUCUAUUUUUCUGCCCCAGCUCAUUUCCAAAGCCGAGAAAAUCAUCAUAGCCAGGGCCAAGGAGGCCACUAAGCACAUCCGUUUCAUGGAGGACUGAUCAAAACUGUCAAGUUCUACUGUGUGUCCUUUCUUUUCUGAAUAAUUUUCUUCCUUAAGAGUUUAUUGAAAUGUUGGCCUUUUUGUCAUUUCUACAUUGGAUGAUGUUUUUGUGAAGCAUUUUUUAUUUUUCCUAUUCUUGAGAAUGUUACAAGCAGAGAGAAGCCAUGGUUUUAAAAGGGAUGUCA